Eublepharis macularius is the source of this 3400-nucleotide messenger RNA. It is a transcript of the gene IL17RE, whose product is annotated as interleukin 17 receptor E. Lineage: Eukaryota; Metazoa; Chordata; Lepidosauria; Squamata; Eublepharidae. Bases 105 to 2255 code for a protein of 716 amino acids. The record is from RefSeq and is a predicted model, not a curated record. The transcript is spliced from 16 exons. Gene Ontology annotation, molecular function: interleukin-17 receptor activity.
GAGGGGUGGAGACUCGCCUGCAGCUGCCUGGCCUAGGUGUGCUGAGAUCUGCCUGUUUAGCAACAGCCAUGUUCCGGCCCAGCUGAGCUCCAGCCUGGCAGUCCAUGGGGAGCCCCACACACAGUGCCCUGCUGCUGCUCCCCGUUGCCUUUCUGCUGACCUUUUCGCCAGCUGCACCCUGGACCCACCUGCCUCUUGGCCGCCCACAAGUCACCACCAACUUUGAAUGCAGAGCCAAAGUGCACGGGGCCCUACCCAAACCACGAUGCCACCGAAAACUGAGGGAAGGACCAUCUCUCUCUGUUCCUACCCUUGCUCUCAGCACAGUUCAGCUAUGCCAGCAUAGAUGCCAGACGUGUGUGCGUGUUCGCUUGGCUGUGAAUGCUACAGGCAUAGAAGGAGUGGAACUGCAUUUCCUGGUAAUGAAUUCUAACCGCUCUGGCCGGCUUCAAGUCUUCAGGCGACGGAAGCAGCGGGCAGAUACAGGAAACUUGUGGAAGGUGCAGUUUGACUGUUUCACAGCAGAGAGUGGCCAACAGGUUUCCGUCUGGCUGGAAUCCCUUCCCAAUGGGGUGCUAAUUCUCAAUCAGAGCCUUCAAGUUAUUAAUAAGAAGUCAGGGCCCAAGUUCCACUACACAUGGAUGCCAGCAGCUCGGAGAAUUGAGGUGUCUGUUCCUGAAGGCCCCAACAUCACUGUGCGCCUCUGCCACCAGCUGGCUCUGGAGUGUGAAGAAUUGCAUCCCCCCUUCCACCGGCAGGCACUGGUUUCCAGUCAUCAUCCUGCUGAGCUGCCGUAUGAGUUCCUGCUGCCUUGCUUAUGUAUUGAGGCAUCGUAUGAGCACCACGACGGUCUGCGCGAGAAGGUGUGCCCUUUCCAGAAUCAGCAGGAGGCCUAUGAUUCAGAGCUCUGGUCCUCGACACAGAUCCAGGACUACAGCACCACAGACAAAGCCCGAAUGGCGAUGUCUCUAUAUGGUCGCUGCUUUCUUCAUCCUACUGCCUCCCUCUGCUGGAAGGAAAGUGCUACUCCAGAAGCAACCUGUUACGACAUCCCCAAUUCCACAGCCACCAGAUUUGACCAGGUUUAUAUCCUUGAGGAUGUGGAUGUGCACCCUCAGCUGUGCUUCAAGUUUUCUUAUAGUAACAGCAGCCGUGUUGAGUGCCCGCACCGGAUAGACACUGUCUGGAAUGUCUCUCUCAGUGUCCAGUUCCUGCAGGUCCACUUGCAUUUCCACUCCCACGUACCAGCAUCCUUCAGUUCAGCCUUAUGUCAACAGCAGCAGCCUCUGGACCAGUGUGUGCAAGAACCACCAAUCUAUACCAUCACACAUCCAGAAGGACCGGACCCAUGGGAUCUAGACCUUAUCCUGCCUUGGCGGAUCUCAAGGAGCUGUGUACUGGUCUGGCGUUCUGAUGUGCGCUUCUCUGGCAAACAGCUUCUGUGCCCAGAUAUUUCUCGCAAGUACUGGGGGCUACUGGCCUUUGGACUGGGAGUGGGACUGGGGAUGCUGGUAGGAAUCAUCCUGCUGAUUCGCUGGGGCUUGCACAGAUUCCACAGAGAUAUCCCCAGCAGAGGCUGUUCCCGUCCCAUCCUAUUGAUCUAUUCUCCUGACUCAGAGGAGCACAAGCAGUUGGUGUGUGCCUUUGCUGCACUGUUGCGUUCAGCGCUGUGCUGCCCUGUGCUGCUGGACCUCUGGGAACUGAGCCAUGUGGGGCGGCUGGGCAUCUUGCCCUGGAUGUAUGCCCAGCGAGAACAUGUCAGCCGGGAGCAGGGGCAAGUGCUGGUCCUGUGGAGUGCAGGCAGUGCGUGUGCCUAUGGACUUUGGCAAGGGAAAGCGAGAGCUGGCACCCAGCCAGCUCCAGAGCCCCACGACCUGUUUGGGGCCGCCAUGGCCUGCUUGCAAGGUGAACUGCGGAGCACAUCAGGGGCUGCCCAACAAAGUGACUGGGUAAUAGCCUAUUUCAGCAAGCUGUGCGGACGACGGGACAUUCCCCAGGCCCUGCGCUAUCUUCCCCGCUAUCGCCUACCUCAGGAACUGCCUGGCCUAGUGAGGGUACUACAGGGCCCUUCCAUGUCAACCCCUGGCUGGUUCAGAGCCAGUGCCAAAGCCUUGGUGCGCCGCCUACUCAGGGCCGAGAAGAAGAAAGCUCCACGAAGCCGGCUCCAUCAGCCCUGGAGGAAAACUACAGAUAGGUUUGCAGGCUCUCUCUUUCCUCUUGCUCAUCGCAAACUGCGUAGACCAAACUGCACUUGAGUGGUUGCUAAGAGACACACAUCUAUGGACCCAAAGGUGGUUCAAUGGAACAGCCCCACGUUGUGUGUGAGUGGCAGGAUGUGGGCACAAAGCAGGCCUCAGAAAGGUCUGCUCCCUUCUAUAAGCUAGAGGCCAGGCAUUUAUAGCCUGCCCCUCCCAAGAAGAAGGGCCAAACUCAGCCCAGUAUCCUGAGGAAAGGAGAGGCUGCCCUGCCUGCCAGCUGGGCUUGACCUCACAUGGUGGCCAUGGCAACAGUUGCCAUGCCAAUGACAGCAUGCUGUAAGUUGAUGCUAGUAAGGAGAGAAAGUUGGAAGGUCAGUCAUGCUGAAAGAGGGACUGUGCAAUAUUUGUGUCGUAUGUGUAUGACAGGCAUGUCGAAAGAUUGUAGGGAGCUCUGUUGGCUCACAGAAACAUUCGCAAAAGAAAAGGCAAGCAACACCUUUUUAUUAGAAGUCUCGUAGCACCUUAAAGGCUAACAAAAUUUAUUCCAGCAUAAGCUAUCAUGAAUCAGACCUCAUCACAAAAUGGUGGGCAAGCUUUUGAGUUCCCCAGAACUCUUCAGGUUGGAUGUUCAGUACAAAGCAAGAAAAGUGAGGGUGGGGGAAAGAAAAAAGUGUUUCAUGCUAUGAUGGAAAAGCUCCAUUCUGCAGCAUGUAAAAUCCGGAACAGAACACAGUCUUAACUGUAUGAUGUGGCCCUAGGUGUGCAAGAAGUUUCAGGGUGCACCAAGGCUAUUGGGACAGAGAAGCCAACAAAAUGGCCACAUUCUCUUGGAGAAUAUUAAACUUAGCAGUUAAUCAGCUGUCUUUCCAGCACACAUAGUUUGUGUCAGUGGUUUCCCAACUGGAGCAGUCUACCAAGGCCUGUUGUUAGGACUGACAGAGGGCAGAAGGUCAUGCCAAGCAUCCUGAGCCCACCCACCCCUCCCACUACUAAGUACCAGGGCAACGUGCCCACAACCUAAUAGCCAAAUGGGAUAGGCUGACUGUACGUUGUUCGCUGACAAGUGCCAUGAGUCAUAAAUCCCUUUGAUAUCUCCUGUUCGGAUAAAAACAAAACAAGGGGUGUGGCAAAGGGAGGGGGUUCUUAUUUUGCUGUAUGUAUUCCAGCUGUCACGGCUGGCUCUCACUCAGGUCCUAUAUAUA